Molecule: messenger RNA, 4443 nt
Organism: Plasmodium gallinaceum
Lineage: Eukaryota; Apicomplexa; Aconoidasida; Haemosporida; Plasmodiidae
Product: conserved Plasmodium protein, unknown function
Exons: 1
Coding region: 1-4443 (1480 amino acids)
Source: RefSeq, a predicted model, not a curated record
AUGGAUAUAUGCUUAGAAGAUGUGCUAAGAAGUGAAGAAUGUAAUAAUCUAGAGAAAAUAUUAAAGAAAUUUUUUUCUUCUAACAUUCCAAUAAGUUUUGAAAUAAUAAAGCUAAAAAAAAAGAAGAAAUAUUUUGAAGCAUUGACACAGUUAAAAAACAAUAAGUAUACAUUAAUUAAUGAAUGUUAUUAUAUUUUAUCUAACAUUAUUUCUUCCAUAUUAAAAGGUUAUUUGAGAAUAGAAAAUGUUAACAAGAAUAAAAGAUAUUUUUUAAUAUAUAUAUGGUUUGUUCCAUUAUGUGAAAAAAAAGAGAAAAAAAAAAAUAGUACGAAUAUUAUGAUAAAUAAUAAUUUGAAUAUUACACAUGAGAAAAAAAAUGUAAAUAAAAAUUUUUUUUUUUACGGUUUAUAUUUUAGUGAAUGGAUUAUAGUAGUACUUAAUAAAAUUUUUCGUUCUUUAAUUUUACAAAAUGAUAAAAUUCCUAUAGAAAAUUGGUCUUUUGUUAUUGAUUUAAUGAAGUUUAUUUUUGUAGAUAAACAUAUUAUAAUUAAGUAUUUGCAUAACGUAAGUAUAUUACAUAAUUUUAAUUGUUUAGGAAAUAUUUCAAGAAAUAAAGAGAGUGAAUCCCAAAAUAAAAACUUUAAUGACAUAAAUUUCAACAAUGCUUUAGAAAAUUAUUAUGAAGACAUUAAUAAAAUAACUAAAGCUUACUUCUCUUUUCCUUUUUUAUUAUUUAAAUGUAUAACAAAAGGAUUAAAUUGUAAUGAUGAAAAAAGAAAUUUAUAUAUUUAUAAUCAUAUCAUUCCGAAACAACUAAAUGAAAAGGGUUUCUAUAAAAGGGUUGUUCAGUUAUGUGCCUUUAGUUGGUUUUCACUAAAAGAUUCUAAUAUAAAUUAUGAAAAAAUAAUUAAUUUAACUAAAAAAAUUAUAAAUUUAAAUUUGUGCAGUUCAUUAUGCACAACAUUAUUGUAUAAAUUUUUACAGUGUAAAGUAAGUUUUAUAGAAAAAAAUGGACUCUGUAAAAAAGAGAAAAAAGAAAUAAAUGAGACCAAUGAAAUAAGUGAAGUUAAUGAAUUAAAUAAGGACAUUAGCAUAAAUAAAAAGAAUAUUAAAUAUUCAAAAUAUGAAACAAAAAUGAAUAUACUAUUUAAUUUAAAUUAUAUAAUAGAAAAUAUAUUCUAUUACUUACAUAUAUAUUGUACUGAAAAUGAUGGCAAAAUAUUUUUGUCUUGUAUAAUGAAAAAAUUGCUUCCAUUUAUUAAUAUUAUUGAAAAUAAUAGUUUGUUAUAUUUGUGUUUAUUUAAUAAAAAUGUCAAUGUUAUUUUAAAUAUUGUUAUUAAUAUUGUUUUUUUGUAUGAAUGGAAUUUAUUUUUUUUGGAGAAUUUUUUUAACCCUUUUUCAAAGAAUUGCUUACCUUUAUGCUAUGCUUUAGCCGUCAUUGACAUAAUUAAUAAUUUAAUUAAUUGUAAGUCAAUUUUCUUUAUAUCUCUGUUUAAAAAUUUUUCCAAAAAAAGAAAAAUAAUUCAUUCUGUUUCUAUUCAAAAUGAAAAGAAAAAUUACUUUGAAGUAAUUAAUGAAUUAGAAAACGAAUUUUUAAAUGAAAAUGAUAACAAUAUAGAUGACUAUAGCAUAGAAUUAAUAUCAGCAAAUUUUUUAAAAGAUAUGUUUUUCUACAUUUUAAAUAUAAUUUCUGAUGAUAGACAAGAAGAGUCAGAAAAGGUUUUUGUUUCUAUUAUUUUAAGUAAAUUAUUAUAUACAUUUGGUAAACAUAUUAAAAAUAUAAAUAAAAAAAUUACAAAAAAUUUAUAUAAUUUUGAAAUAUUGUCAAAAAAGGAACUUUUUAUUUACAACCUAACUAUGUCUAACAUUAACGUAUUUGAAAAUAUUACUAAUAGAGUACAACAUUUAUUUAAAUGUAAUGAUGAAGUGUCUUUAUACUGCGGACAAAUAAUAGGAGAAUAUUUUAGAUAUUAUGUUAAUAAUCAAUCAUUUAAAAAAAAAAAAGACACGAAUGAGAAUAAAGAAAAUGAAUCUGAGAAUAAUGAUGAAUGCAAUAAAUUAAUUUUUCCAAAUUUGCAUCAACCAAUUGAAUAUUUACCAAAGCAAAUUUUGUGUUUUAAAGUAAUUAAACAAAAAAAAUUUAUUUAUUUAGAUGAUUUGAUUUUGAAAAAAAAUGUAAACAAAUUCAAAAUAAAAGAACAUUCUCUUAGAAGAAUAAAAUUAAUGUUAAAUAUUGAUAAUAAAGAAAAAUAUUCAGAUACCAAUAAAACAUACAAAGAAGAACAAUUUUUGGAAGAUAUGAUAUAUAGAUGCAAGAAAAAAAAAAAAGAGACAACCAAAAGUCAUAAAAUCAAACAUGAAUAUAAAGAAGGUGAAGAUGAAUAUGAGGAAAAUGAAGAUGAAUAUAAAGAAGAUGAAGAUAAAUAUGAGGAAAAUGAAGAUGAAUGUAAAGAAGGUGAAGAUGAAGAGGAUUGGUAUGAAGAGGAUGGAGAUGAAGAAGAUGAAGAUGAAGAGGAUGGAGAUGAAGAAGAUGAAGAUGAAGAGGAUUGGGAAAAAGAAGAUGGAGAUGAAGAGGAUGGAAAUGAAGAAGAUGGAAAUGAAGAAGAUGGAAAUGAAGAGGAUGGGAUUGAAGAAGAUAGAAAUGAAGAGGAUGGGAUUGAAGAAGAUAGAAAUGAAGAGGAUGGGGAUAAAGAGGUUUUGGAUGAAGAAGAUAGAAAUGGAGAUGAAAAUAAAAAUGAAAUUGGGUUUGAAGAAAGUAUAUAUUAUAAAAAUAAAUCUGACAAGCGUGAAUUUGAAGAUAAAUUUGAAAAUUAUAAAGAUGAGGAAAAAAUAUAUAAAUAUGAAAAUGACACUAAAGAUGGAAAUAAUAUUAUUUUGAAUAAAUGUGAUAUUUAUAAAAAAAAGAAAAUGUUAAAAAGAAAUUUAAUGAUGCAAAAUGCUAUUAAUAUAAUAGAAAAUGAUUUAUAUGAUCUUCAAGAAAAAAAAUUUUUGCUAAAAUUGGAAAAGGAAAAUGAAUAUUAUUUAAAUAUUGAUAUCAAUAAAAACAUAUAUAUAGAUCCAUCAGAAGACUUAUUUGAAUGUUUAAAUAGAUUAAAAGAAAAAGCAAAUUACAUUGAAAGAUAUGAUGAUGAUAUUAAUAAUGAUGUUUUAAAAUUAAAUGAAAAAAAAGAAAAUUAUGAAGAGGAAACUUUUCGAAUAUGUCAAACUAUAAUUUUCUUACCACGAUUAAUUAAGAAAUGUGAUAUAUUAUCUUAUAUUGGUUCAAACAUAUAUGAAGUUUUGCUAUCAUUAAACAAUUUAUCAAUUAUAAAUAAAGGAAAAGAUUAUUUCUUAACUUAUAAAUUAUUUGAUAUGGUUUUACUAUGCAUUAAUUUACCUCUUGAUAUAAGUAAAUUUGUUUUUAACAAUAUUUACUCGAAUUUUUAUUCCAAUAUUCAAAAAAUGUUUAUGUUGUUAUCACUUCAAUACACAGCAUUAUAUUUAUCAAAUAACAUUAAGCUAAAUGAAAUAUUUAUGAAUAUAAAAAAUCUUAUGAAAUCUGUGAGUUUUUCAAAAUCAAUAAUGAAAAACAAACGUUUUUUAAAUGAAGAACUUGAUUUGAAAGAUUUCUCAGAAAAAUAUUAUAAUGAAUUUGAAAAAUUUUCAAACAAAAAAUAUCUUAAUAAGAAUAUAGAUAAAAUUUUAGUGAAAAAUAAUCAUUACGAAAGUGAAAAUAAAAAUAUAAUUAAUAGCGAAUAUCAUUUAAAUAACAAAAUAAAAUUGAAUGAUAAUAAUAUAAUUUAUAAUAUAGAAGAACAAAAUAACUCAGUUACGUCUCAAGAAAAUUUAUCAGACGAUUUAUUAAAAUCUGAAAGUUCAUUAGAAAAGUAUGAAACAAAUGAAAUUGUGGAAAACAAAUAUAUAUAUAAUAAAAAAAAAAAACAUAGUGAAAAUAUGAAAACUGUUCAUCAUAAAAAAUGUAAUAAAAAAAAAAAGAUAAAUUAUUUUUUAAAAGUAUGCGAUUUCUUUUUUAGUAGUGUUUAUACAAAAUUAUUUUGUCUUAAUAUAAAAAAAGAAGUGACGAACAUAGAUUAUGAUGAAUAUAAAAUAAAAAAGUUUUAUUCGUCUGACUCUUCUUUAAUAUUAUUUUUAAUUUCUUCUUAUACUUUAUUUUUUAACUGUUCAAGUAAUUCAUAUUUACACAUAGAUGAUAUCUUAGUUGAUGGUCUUAAUAUAGGAAGUUUUUUUAUUCAAAAUAAAAAUUUUCUUGUUAGAAGAAUAACUUACAAAUUAUUAUUUCAUUUAAUUAAUUUUAUUUUUAAAAAAAAAAAGUUUUAUAUUUUAGAAAAUGAAAAUUAUAUUAAUAUAAUGAAUUACAUAUCAAGUAAAAUAUAUAUGGAAAAGGAUUUUUUAUCUUUGCAGUAUAUGAGGGAAUUGCUACAUUAUCAUAAGAUUAUAAAAUAA